UACAUAUUCACUUUGAGGUAGCAUUGGCGUUUAAAUACACCCCCCUCCCCUCUCUCUCAUGGGGGUAGGGUAGGGUGCAUAUGUAGGUUAUUCAUGGAUGUCCAAUCAUACUACCUCCCCCCUUACGUCUAUUUUACAUAUGCAACUGCCCCCAAUGGCCAAGUAUUGGGGGCUGAAUGCUGGUAUCCCCUUUUGCCGCUGUUGUGUAUGUAUGUACAACCGCUCAGCCGACAUGACAGCAAACGAAUAAUUUCCUGGCGUGUUGGUCGAGGUGAUUUGUCGUUUUCUCCCAUCUGAAUAUAAGUCCCUUAUGAGGUGAUCAUUAUAGCCCUCUGAAUCUCCAAAUUGAUGUUCAAUACUUUAACCUUUGUCUCUUCCUCAAAUUCAUCGUGCAGGCCAAUAUGAAUAGUUCAGGCACAAAUGUUAACGUAGCGAACAAGACAAACAGCAACAUGGACCAUGAAAACUCGGACAAGACGAUUUCAGACACUCUGGCAAAUAAAGCGACAGAUGUGGCGGAGACGGAAUGGCAGCCUUCGAAGCAUGAGAAGGCCGUCAUCUACACUCUCGCAAUCAUCAACCUCAUCGUAUCUCUAGACGCGACUAUCAUAGUUACGUCGUUGGCAGCAAUUGUCGACGAUAUUGGCGGUACGACCACCGAAGCCUUCUGGAUUGGUACAUCAUACCUCCUCGUGAACGCAGUUUCUAUGCCAAUCAUCUGUUCCGUCAGUGAUGUUAUCGGUCGGCCCAUCUGUCUCACCUGUUCCCUCGUUGCUUUCACCGUGGGGACUAUACUAUGCUGUACGGCCAAAAACAUGACCGUCAUGCUCGUCGGUCGCUGUAUCCAAGGUCUUGGCGGAGGAGGCAUCCAUUCCCUCAGUCUGGUUAUACAGACCGACUUAGUCCCAUUGAGGUUCCGACCGAAGUGGUACGGCGUUACACUCGGAGCCUGGGCUAUUGGCCUCACGAUCGGACCCAUCAUCGGCGGCGCGAUUGCCCAGAGGACGACAUGGCGCUGGAUCUUCUAUCUCAUGUUCCCCAUCUGUGCAUUUGGUCUAGUCGCCAUCCCGUAUCUCCUCACAUUGCGGCCUAGAAAGGCUACCGCCCAGGAGAAGAUCAGCAGGAUUGACUGGGUGGGGGGACUUUUCUUCGCUGGCUCUGCGACGGCCUUCCUUAUUGCUAUUUCGUGGGGCGGCACUCAGCAUCCCUGGGGUAGCGCUGCCACCGUAGCUCCAUUGGUUGUUGGCACCCUCGGCAUCAUCAUCACCGUGCUUUAUGAAGUCAACUUUGCACCGCACCCGUUUCUACGGAGAGCCCUAUUUCGGGAUGUCAGCUCUAUCGUCACAUACAUUGCUGCUUGCUUCCAGGGCCUCAUGCUGUACGGAACACUAUACUACUGCCCAUUCUAUUUCUCAGCCGUAAAGGGAUUUAGUCCAAUCAACUCAGGGUUGGUCCUACUCCCCAACCUCGUCGCCUUCUCCAUCUCCGGCAUCGUAACCGGGCGCCUCGUGACGCGCUUCAACAACUUCCGCUGGGCCAUAUGGAUCGGGUGGCUGCUGUCGUGCGUCGCGUGCGCGAUGUACUGCUCGUGGCGGGUCAACGACAGCGCGCCCGUGUGGGUGAUCGCCUUCCUCGUCGGCGGGCUCGGCCACGGCGCCAUCCUCAACGCGCAGAACUUCGCCACCCAGGCCAUGUGCGACACCGGCGACGAGGGCGCCGCCGCCGCCAUGUACAUCUUCGUCCGCCAGCUCGGCAUGGCCCUCGGCGUCGGCAUCGGCGCCACCACCUUCCAGAACGUCAUGAAGCUCAAGCUCAGGUGGGAAGGGCUGCCGACGGGAAUUGCGGAUUACGCGGAGGCGUUCAUCCCGACGCUGCAUAGCAUGCCCCCCGGGCACGAGCGCGAUGCCAUCUACGAUGCGUAUAAGUUUGGUUUCCAGGUGCUGGUCGCCACGUGGCUGGCCAUCUCGGUUGUUACCCUUUUCAUAUGCCUGGUGUUCAUCAGGCACGCGGAUAUGAAUCGGAAGCUGAGCACCGAGCAUCGCCUGGAUAGUGAGCGGAUGGUCAGACACUGGGGGAAGAAGGGUUAUGGCACUGAGGAAAAUAACGGAAUUGGUAUUUGAGUGUAAGAGUUCGUCGGAUGCUAGGUCUCAUACGGUAUUUGAUGUGUACCUAGGUACCUAGUAGUACUAUUAGCGCAGAAGGAUGGCUUUUGUCGACCUUGAUGAAGGCAAGGGUAGUAGUUCAAUAUGGUACUUUCUUUCUUGGUAACUCCUUAAUUGUUACUAUCUAUUGAGACAAUAAUACUUACUUCUCACGUGAGCAUCAUGCCCUCAUGCUUUAGAACUCGCAUUCACCGGCGAG
Molecule: messenger RNA, 2361 nt
Organism: Hypoxylon fragiforme
Lineage: Eukaryota; Fungi; Ascomycota; Sordariomycetes; Xylariales; Hypoxylaceae
Product: major facilitator superfamily transporter
Exons: 7
Coding region: 402-2120 (572 amino acids)
Biological process (GO): transmembrane transport
Molecular function (GO): transmembrane transporter activity
Source: RefSeq, a predicted model, not a curated record